This is a messenger RNA of Physella acuta, 1014 nucleotides long. RefSeq lists its product as uncharacterized. Gene Ontology annotation, biological process: G protein-coupled receptor signaling pathway. Gene Ontology annotation, molecular function: G protein-coupled receptor activity. The record is from RefSeq and is a predicted model, not a curated record. Gene Ontology annotation, cellular component: plasma membrane. Lineage: Eukaryota; Metazoa; Mollusca; Gastropoda; Physidae.
AUGACGUUCAACUGCACGAGUGGCAAUGUUCUGGAAGUCUAUGAGCUGGACCACGAGCUGUACUUCGACUACCGGAUCGUCAUCUUCUUCAUGUACUUCAUCUCCGUCUUCGCCGUCAUCGGCAACUCCGUCAACUGCGCAACGUUCAUCCGUCAGGGGUUGCAGGAUCGAGUCAACCUCACGCUGUUCGCCUUGUCGGCCAGCGAGUUUUUGACCAGCUUCUUCUGCACCGCCUUCACCACUGCCGUUCUGUUUAACGUAAUUGCCGUGCCGACUGACAUUGCCUACGACGUGAUUACAUUCGUACUUAUAGUUUUUAGAUGCAUAUUUGCGGAUAUAUCUUCGGCUAUUACAGUCUUCAUCUCCAUCGAGCGAUGUCUGUGUGUCACUUUGCCUUUUAUUUUCAACACCAAGUCGACACCUACAAAGACUAGAGUUAUCCUUGUUGUUAUGACAACGUUUGUUGUUAUAAACUAUAUUCCACUUCUGGGUACCAUGAAUAUAAUUCCGUACACCAAUACAGAAAAUAACAACACACUCCGAUCAUUCGGUCCUUCAGAAGAUUUUCAGAUAUCAAACAUGUACAACGAUUACCUCCUUGGGUUCACGUUGUCAUUUCUGUGUCAAGUCUGUGUGUUUGUCUGUGCUAUCCUCAUGUACAGAGGCCUGAAAAAGUCUUCAGAAGUUCGUGACAACUCCAAAGAGUUCGGACAACUGUCCAAGGAGAAGGAAUCCAAGCUAACCGGAAGUCCGUUAUCCCGGAAGGAGAGACGGGUUGUGAAGAUGGUUCUCAUGUUGGCGUGUCUGUACAUCCCCACUGGGAUCCCACAAAUCAUUUUUGUGCUUGUAAGAAUCAUCUUCCCUGAGAUGUAUGCGGUAAACUACAGGAACCUGUUCGAGUUCAUGACAUGCGUACUCAUCAUCGUGGCCACAGCCAACGGAGCUUUGAGCUUUUUCAUCUACUUCAACUUCAGCACGAACUUCCGUCUCACUUUGCUCGGCAAGAAGAAGUGA